This is a messenger RNA of Manis pentadactyla (Chinese pangolin), 2786 nucleotides long. RefSeq names its product EF-hand domain-containing family member C2-like. Gene Ontology annotation, biological process: regulation of neuron projection development. Lineage: Eukaryota; Metazoa; Chordata; Mammalia; Pholidota; Manidae. The record is from RefSeq and is a predicted model, not a curated record. Gene Ontology annotation, cellular component: microtubule.
AUGGGAGUCAAGGUAGGAAAGGAGAAGUUCCACAAAUCUCAACACUGGGGUUUUUGCAACAAUGUUAGGAUGCUGGUGAGUGAAGAUAAGCCUGGAAUAGGGGGAGAACUGCUACUUGGACAAAAGGUGAAGCCUAAAUACAGUGCAUUUCCUACAGGAACAGCAACCGAUGUGCCAUCCUGGGUGGUUUUUGAUAAGCAGGUAUUGUCUUUUGACGCCUAUGUAGAAGAUGCAGUACCUGACAUAAGUCAAGAAAAAUAUAGAAUAAGACACUAUAAAAUCUACUUCUACCUUGAAGAUGACACCAUUCAAGUAAAUGAACCAGAGUUGAAAAGUAGUGGACUGCCUCAAGGGACUUCGAUCCGGCGUCAUUGGAUUUCUCUCCCACCUCCUGAUGAGGAUCAGUUUUAUAUCGUCUAUCAUUUUAAUAUCAACAUAGACAUUGUCUUUUAUGGCCGGACAUUUAAGAUUUAUGACUGUGAUACGUUCACAAAAAACUUCUUGAAGAAAAUAGGGGUCAAAUUAAAUCCCCCAGGACAGUGUCCAGAAGAUCCUUACAUGAAGACAUGGAGAAAGAUGCUAGAGUGCAUGGAGCCCUUACAUCCCUAUGAGUCCUUUUAUGCUCUGAAACAGUUCCUUGAGUAUGAUAGGAAGGUUCUGCGUUUCUUCUGCCUGUGGGAUGACUCAGCCUCAUUGUUUGGGGAAUGUAGAGAACUCAUCCUGCAUUACUUUCUGUCUGAUGAUACUAUUGAGAUCAAAGAAGUUUUGCCAGACAACUUAGGUCGGCAUGCUGUGCCAUUCUUGCUCCAGAGGAGAAAGCUACCCAAGUAUGGCCCACCUGGAGUCUAUCAACCAGGCCACGUAACAGACCAAAUAGUUCUCAAUUUGUAUCGUGGCUUGGUAGAGAACUGAGUGCAUGGCUGCUGCCUUUUGGAAAGACACAAGGCAGGAAAAUUAGACCAAGACUUUUACAAAGAUAGUGACCUGUCCAUAGGAACCACCAUCAAUGUGUGGGGAAGAAAAGUGCUCCUUUGUGACUGUGAUGAAUUUACAAAGACCUAUUAAAAGACUAAACAUGGAAUUGAGAACUUUACCUCCAUUCCAUGUAAGGCUCCACCUCCUCUGAAAAUAGAAAGGAAAUUUCCACAUUAUGCCAACUUUUGUUCUGAAGAGGAUUCUCUCCACUUCUGCAUAGCCCUCAUGACCACACCUCAUACGAAGAUCAGAAAGUUCAUGGAAAAAGACAGAAAUGGCAACAUGAGCAGUACACUCCGGUUUUUUGCGAAACUGUUCACACGCAAAUGUGCCGAUGUGGACAGGAUGUUUGUUAUUUCAUAUUUUCUCAGCGAUAACACAGUUUCAGUGUUUGAACCUAUAGAGAAGAAUUCAGGGAUUACUGGUGGGAAGUUCUUGAAAAGGAGUUAUGUUAAGAAGCCUGGACAAGAAAUCUUUAAAAGUGAACUAUUGGAGUACAUCAAGGCCGAGGAGCUGUAUGUUGGAGCUAAAGUGAAUUUGAAUGGCUACCUAUUUCUUCUGCUCAGUGCUGAUGAAUAUACCUUCAACUACAUGGAAAAGCAUUCAGAUAAGUUUCCUAAGAGCAGCAUCAAACUUGCCCUACAAAAGCUCAAAGAACUCAAGUCCAGAGAGCUCAAGAAGCUGUUUGCAGCUGCUGACUGUAGGCACACAAAGAUGGUGGAUUACAAUACGUUCAGAGACAUAUUGAUGAGUUUAACUGUCAGGAAACUCACAGACCAUGAAGUAAUAACAAUUGCACGCUACUACUGGGUGCCCGAGGACACAUGUCUAGAUUCCAGUGUUCUCAUUGCACAGGUCCAUGAACAGCUCAAGAAAAAUUAUUUUGAGAAUUUUGAAACACUCAUUGCCAGAUGUGUGUACCAAGAUCGAGAAAAAAAAGUAUUACCAAGCAAAGACAUCAAACGGCUGUGCAAGUCCUCCAGGUUACCUUUGAAUGAUGAUCUUCUGACAUCCUUACUGUCCAGGUUUGAAGACAGUGAAGAACAAAUAAAUUAUGAUUCAUUUUUCUGUGCCCUGAACUGGAGAAUACAUCCGAUGCCCACAUUGGAAGCAGUGUCAUCUGAUAAAGAGAAAUGUGAAGAUGUGUGGCUCGGGAUGCUGUCACCAAUUCCUGUGGAAUACAUUAACUAUUUAAACCUUUUAAAGGACAUGUUUGGCUUAGAGGAGGAGUAACUGUGCCAGUUUUGGUCGACUCUGAUUCCCUUCCUAACUUUGCCAACUUUAUUUCAGUAGAUAAAGUUUCCUUAAAACAAAAAGAAGCAAGGUUCAUGUAGAUCAAAAUUAAUCUCCUUUUGUCACUUUAUUUUUUCAGAACAUCAUACUGCUGAUAUACCAGCACUAUUAAAAAUGCCAUUUAAAGAAACAUUGAACAUGUUUAUUAUAUGUAUGACUUAUUAAUACCAAAUAAUCAUCUGGUAAUUUUACAUCCAACAUAAUUUAAAAACACAAAAGGAAAAGUACUUUUGAAAGCUAAACAUGACAAUAUAAAAGCAAAUUAUAUCAGAGCAAUAAGUUGUGAUUGUAUUAAACAUAUUUUGAAAUCUUUCUGACAUAUUUACUUACAUAAUUAAACUUUGUAGCAACCCAUAUUAUCAAAAUAACCCUUAAACCUCUCUAGAGAGAAGGUAUUUUCUGUGAGUAGCAAAGCUGUGAGAAGAAAAGCACCCCCUUCCAACAUACUCACACACAGAAACACACACACAUGUGCAAAAAUUAGAGAGAAAUCAAAACUUUGCAUGUUUCUAUUUUGA